This is a messenger RNA of Chlorocebus sabaeus (green monkey), 1631 nucleotides long. The record is from RefSeq and is a predicted model, not a curated record. Lineage: Eukaryota; Metazoa; Chordata; Mammalia; Primates; Cercopithecidae.
GCAAAAAGAACAAAACUCUGUCACAUACACACACACACACACACAAAAAGGGGGGGGCUGUUCAAGGCAUAUGCCUGUAGGAGGUCAACCUUGAGUGUUUAGACACAAGAGCUCCUGAGACAUUAAACCCUGGAGUAGAUCAUGGGAGACCUGAGAACCACGUAUAAGUGAGUUUAAGGUUCCCCUUCCUCGUUCUCCAGUGAGCACUGGUGGAAGUGUUCAUUGGCUCAAACCAGCAUGUGUUUGAUGAUUUAGGAUUCAGUGACGUUUGAUGAUGUGGCUGUGGAGUUCACCCCAGAGGAGUGGGUUUUACUGGACACAACUCAGAAAUACCUCUACAGAGAUGUGAUGCUGGAGAACUACAUGAACCUGGCCUCUGUGGAUUUCUUUUUCUGCUUAACUUCAGAAUGGGAAAUACAACCUAGAACCAAACGGUCAUCACUUCAGCAGGGUUUUUUGAAGAAUCAAAUAUUCACUGGCAUACAAAUGCAGACAAGAAACUACAGUGGAUGGAAACUCUGUGAGAAUUGUGGAGAGGUCUUCAGUGAACAGUUUUGCCUUAAGACACACAUGAGAGCUCAGAAUGGAGGGAACACUUCUGAGGGUAAUUGUUACGGAAAAGACGUCCUCAGUGUGCACAAGGAAGCCUCUAUUGGACAGGAACUUUCCAAAUUUAAUCCAUGUGGAAAAGUUUUCACCUUAACUCCAGGCCUUGCUGUACAUCUUGAAAUUCUCAAUGGAAGACAACCCUAUAAAUGUAAGGAAUGUGGAAAAGGCUUUAAGUAUUUUGCGAGCCUUGAUAAUCACAUGGGAAUCCACAUUGGAGAGAAACUCUGUGAAUUUCAGGAAUGUGAGAGGGCCAUCACACCUUCCUCACACCUAAAGCAGUGUGUAACAGUUCAUACUGGAAGGAAAUCUGAAAAGACUAAGAAUUGUGGGAAAUCCUUCACUAAUUUUUCUCAACUUUCUGCACAUGCGAAAACUCAUAAAGGAGAGAAGUCCUUUGAAUGUAAAGAAUGUGGAAGAUCCUUUAGAAAUUCCUCAUCCUUUAAUGUUCAUAUUCAGAUUCACACUGGAAUAAAACCACACAAAUGUACGGAAUGUGGGAAAGCCUUCACUAGAUCAACUCACCUUACUCAACAUGUAAGAACUCACACUGGAAUAAAACCCUAUGAAUGUAAGGAAUGUGGCCAAGCCUUCACUCAAUACACAGGCCUUGCUAUACACAUACGAAAUCACACUGGAGAGAAACCCUAUCAGUGUAAGGAAUGUGGGAAAGCCUUCAAUAGAUCUUCAACGCUUACUCAACAUAGAAGAAUUCACACAGGAGAGAAGCCUUAUGAAUGUGUUGAAUGUGGGAAGACCUUCAUUACUUCUUCCCAUCGUAGUAAACAUUUGAAAACUCACAGUGGAGAAAGGUAAAUGCAAGAAAUGUGGGAAGGCAUUUCUGUAUUCCUCACCCCUAAUGUUCACCUGCAAACUCGUACCAGAGAGAAACCCUUCGUAUGUAAAGAAUGUGGGAAAGCAGGCUGGGCGCAGUGGCUCACGCCUGUAAUCCCAGCACUUUGGGAGGCCGAGGCAGGUGGAUCAUGAGGUCAGGAUAUCGAGACCACCCUGGCUAACAUGGUGAA